GCAGAGUUUGCCUGUCGACAUGCCACUUCGGUUGGAGAUUAAAAAGCGGCUCUCUGCACGGUCGGACCGCGUGAAGUGUGUAGACUUGCAUCCGACCGAGCCAUGGGUCCUCUCGGCACUGUAUUCUGGGAACAUUUUUCUUUGGGACACCGAAACUUGCUCACUCAUCAAGUCGUGGGAGAUUUGUGAACUGCCCGUUCGUUCUUGUAAAUUUAUUGCGCGUCGCUCUCAAUUUAUUUGCGCAUCUGAUGACAUGCGAUUGCGGAUUUAUAAUUAUAACACCAUGGAAAAGAUCAAAGAUAUGGAGGCCCACGCAGAUUACAUUCGCUUUGUAGAGAUCCAUCCAACUAUGCCUUACAUCUUGUCUUCAUCAGAUGAUAUGUCGAUGAAGCUUUGGGAUUGGGACAAUAAUUGGGACUGCACAUUGACCUUUGAAGGUCAUGCCCAUUAUGUUAUGAUGUGUAAGUUUAACCUUAAAGACACGAACACGUUUGCUUCGGCUUCACUCGACCGAACGAUCAAGGUAUGGGGUUUGGCAGCGCAGCAACCUCAUUUUUCUCUUGAAGGUCACGAGAGGGGCGUCAAUUGUAUUGAUUACUACCCUGGCGGUGACAAGCCUUAUAUACUCUCCGGUGCUGAUGAUAAAACUGUUAAAAUAUGGGACUACCAGACCAAGGCUUGUAUCCAAACACUGGAAGGACAUUCCAAUAAUGUUUGUUCUGUGCUUUUCCACCCUCGACUACCUGUACUAGUCUCUGCAUCGGAGGAUGGGACCGUGCGGAUUUGGCAUGCAACAACAUACCGUGCCGAAACUACUCUGAAUUAUGGACUUGAGCGUGCGUGGUCGAUUGCUGCCGCAAAGGAAUCAAACGGGCUCGCCAUUGGCUAUGACGAGGGGACCAUCCUCAUCAAGCUUGGCCACGACGCCCCUGUUGCUUCCCUUGACACACAUACGGGCAAGCUAGUUUGGGCACACAAUAAUGACAUUCAGUCUGCUUCGCUCAAGGGCUUGGCAUUAGAUUCCAUCGAUGGUGAGAAGCUCAAUCUGGCAACAAAAGACAUGGGCUCGUGCGAGAUAUUUCCGCAAACAGUGCAACACAACUGCAAUGGGCGCUUUUUGGUCGUUUGUGGCGAUGGUGAAUACAUAAUAUACACGUCCCAGGCUCUAAGGAACAAAGCGUUUGGACAAGCACUUGAUUUUGCAUGGUCUGCUGUUGGAACUGGAGACUUUGCCAUUCGUGAAUCUUUGUCAAGGGUGAAGAUUUUCAAGAACUUUAAAGAGCACCGAACGAUCAAGGCACCGAUUUCCUCGUCUGAAGGGUUAUUUGGCGGAGCGUGUAUUGCUGUAAGAGGUCCUGAUUGCAUCUGUUUUUUUGAUUGGGGCGAGGGCGCGUUUCUAUGCAAAGUCGAUGUGGAGCCCUCUGCCGUCUAUUGGAAUGAGACUCAAGAGCUUGUACUUCUUGUAUGUGAUGAACAGGCAUUCGUGCUUAAACAUGACAAAGACCUCGUUGACAGAUCCAUCAGCGAAGAUUCGGUAUCUCCAGAACUGGGUGUACCUGGGGCGUUUGAACCAGAGCAUGAGAUAUCUGAUAGGAUUGUCAAGGGCCAAUGGGUAGGAGAUUGCUUCAUCUUCUCCAAUGGCGCGGGCCGAUUGAAUUAUUUUGUCGGUGGUAACACCAUGACUUUGUGUCACCUUGAUCAACAAAGUACAGGGCCACUCUUCAUGAUUGGCUACUUGCCAAGGGAGGACAAAGUGUAUCUCAUGGAUCGCUCAAGAAACGUUUUCUGUUAUCGAGCACUGCUGGCUGUUUUACAGUAUCAAACCGCUGUGGUUCGGCAGGACUUCGAAACAGCCAACACGAUCCUGCCAGCAAUACCAGAGACUGAGCAUUCGUCAGUCGCACGCUUCCUUGAAGCGCAGGGUUAUAAAGAUGUUGCACUUGAAGUUUCCAGAGAUCAAGACCAUAAGUUUGACCUCGCGCUUGAGCUUGGUAAGCUUGAUGAAGCGACAGUGCUGCUUGACGCUAUGCCGGCGCACGACAAGGAUACUACAGACUCAAUGACCAAGUGGAAGCGUCUUGGUGACCUCGCCCUCGCCAAAUGUGAUCUAUCCCUCGCAGAGCGUUGCGCUAGUAAUGCCAGAGACCUUGCCGGGCUGCUCAUGCUGUAUACUGCAGUCGGAGAUCGUGCAGGAGUGCAAACUCUUGCCGGGAAUGCAGUCGCACAAGGUAAAUUCAAUAUAGCGUUUGUUUCCUUCUUUGUACUCGGCGAGAUUGAAAAAUGCUUCGAGCUUCUUCUUGACACAGAUCGAAUUCCUGAAGCUGCUUUUCUAGCUCGUACUUAUCUUCCUUCCCAGAUUUCGCGUGCUGUCAAAAUUUGGCGCGAAGAUUUAAAGCAGGUCUCUGACCGAGCCGCGGCAGGGCUUGCUGACCCGGAAGAGUACCCAAACUUAUUCCCAGAUCUUGAAUGGGCUUUAAAGGUCGAGAGAGUGUUCAAAUUGAACCGGCAUAAAACUGUUCUUGCGUCUGAGUUCACCACCGCCAAGGAUGAUCUUGAUUUGGAUCUCAUUGCCCUUAUGAAACAGCAAUUCUCUGAUGGUGCUAUGGACGAGCAACCUGGUGGGACUCAGGAUGCAACAAAUGGAGAUGAAGAGGGAGCAAAGGUUGAUAUCUCUACAGGCGUGGAUGACAAUUUUGACCCGGUUUCAAGUGAUUUAGGAAAUCAGACUCUCUCGAAUGAUUCCAGUCCAGGUGUCAAUGACUCUGGUAUUUCGGACACGUCUGAAAUUGUGCCUGAGUUGAAUGUCAAUGAUGAAGCUGAUGCAAUACUGAAUAGCGAUUUUGGUGAUGAUGACGAUGAUUGGUGAUGAUUGAAGAUAACACAUAUCAAUUUGAUAGAACAGCUCGUCCCCAUAUGGUCAAUCCGCAGUUCGCUAGUAGUAUUAAGUCCUGCGCAGCAUAAACUCCGCGGUAUAAACUCCAAAUUGCCACCCGGAUCUGGGACACGAUGGAACAACGGCGAUUUGAAGUCCAAGCUCCGACAUACCAGGGCUCCUGGGAGAGCCUAGGCGCCCGAACCCGCCCUGGGAAAAUCCAACGGACUUCCGCGGACCUUGCAAACGGACCUGAGUUCGUGACUUAGUCGCCUCCCUGGCCGCGCUCCAGUGCCUAAUGCCAGGUGCUCCCUUUC
Molecule: messenger RNA, 3189 nt
Organism: Aureococcus anophagefferens
Lineage: Eukaryota; Pelagophyceae; Pelagomonadales; Pelagomonadaceae
Exons: 13
Coding region: 20-2866 (948 amino acids)
Biological process (GO): intra-Golgi vesicle-mediated transport; retrograde vesicle-mediated transport, Golgi to endoplasmic reticulum; endoplasmic reticulum to Golgi vesicle-mediated transport
Cellular component (GO): COPI vesicle coat
Molecular function (GO): structural molecule activity; protein binding
Source: RefSeq, a predicted model, not a curated record